GGUGCAACAGAAGUCACAGCUGUGUUUGUGACGCUUGACUUCUACCCAGUCGAACUUUCUUUUACUAUAACGACUUUUGGUAUGUCUAUUAAUCGUUCUUGAUUCGUUGAACAUACUUAAAAAAAGACAAUGGCAAAAAAAUGAAACCGAAUUUGGGUUAGAAUAUUGGAUUUGAACGAUAGUUGUGUUUUCUUAGUCACCUUGGACUCAGCUCGUUUUUGUUUUUUUCAAUAAAAUAUUCAAUGAUGGCCACUUUUCGUAUACAUGACGACCAAGAAAACAUCUCGAGCAUGGCAGCGAAUAUAAAGGAGAAUUCACAACCAGUGCAAAGUAAACGUGCAGUCCUGGGAGACAUCAACAUAAAUAAACAGUCCAACAGAAAUGUUAGACAUAUCAAAUCUUCCGCGGUUGGUGAACAUACUAUCAAAGGAGGUUUCAAAGAUGAAAAUGCAUACAAUGAUAAGAUAUCGAAGAAAGUCAUACCAUCAAUUCCUGUUGCGCAGUUUGAAGCAUUCAGUGUUUAUGAAGAUGUGAAGACAGAAGAUGUUAUUACGAAGAUUAAAUCUAAAGAGGCUGUGAGAGCACCUCUCCAAGAGCUUAAUAAUGUGGAUUCACCCAUGUCAACUGGGGAUGCAGAACUAUGUCCUAUGUCUGUUGAUAAGUCUGUUGUUGUCAAGGAGCCGUGUAGUUUACCUAGUAUUGAAAGAAGUGUGAGAGAUCGAUUCUUUGAAGUUGAAGAAUACCAGAAAGACAUAUAUCAAUACUUACGAGAUGCAGAGCUCAAGCAUCGUCCAAAGCCUGGAUACAUGAAGAAACAACCUGAUAUCACUAACUCCAUGAGGACAAUUUUGGUCGAUUGGCUUGUUGAAGUGUGUGAAGAAUACAGGCUGCAGGCUGAAACUUUAUCCCUGGCUGUCACUUACAUUGAUAGAUUCCUAAGUUACAUGUCUGUUGUUCGUGCAAAAUUGCAACUUGUUGGAACUGCUGCGAUGUUCAUUGCAGCUAAAUAUGAAGAAAUCUAUCCACCAGAAGCCUCAGAAUUCGUUUAUAUCACAGAUGACACUUACACAAAGAAGCAAGUUUUGCGUAUGGAGCAUUUAAUACUAAAAGUAUUGUCAUUUGAUCUGUCAGUACCCACUCAACUAUCAUUCAUUAGUCUAUAUUGCAUAGAAAACAACUUAGGAGAAAAAACACAGUACAUGGCCAUGUAUAUCAAUGAGUUGUCUAUGCUAGAAGCGGAUCCUUAUCUACAGUACUUACCUUCACAUAUGGCUGCAGCUUGUUUGGCUCUCGCUAGACAUACUUUAGGCAUGGAUGCAUGGAGUGAAGAGUUGCAAGAAAGUACACACUACUCAAUGCAUGAAUUAUAUUCCUGUUUUUUGCAUUUGCACAAAACACAUAAAGAAGCUACUAAUAUACCACAACAAGCAAUACAAGAAAAAUAUAAAAAGAAAUACAAGCAAGUUUCAAUCAUUGAUUCUCGACCAAUUGAGGACUCCGCAUAUCUUUCGAACAUUAUAAAAUGAACAGGAAUGAAAUUUUCAUGGUUUUGCAUAGAUAAAUUUCCUAUGCAAUGUAGGGCGACAUAACAAAUUUUAAAAGUUUUUCAUUAAAUUUUUAUAAAAGUCUUCACACUUUG
Ctenocephalides felis (cat flea) is the source of this 1639-nucleotide messenger RNA. Its product is annotated as G2/mitotic-specific cyclin-A. Gene Ontology annotation, cellular component: cytoplasm; cyclin A2-CDK2 complex; nucleus. Gene Ontology annotation, molecular function: cyclin-dependent protein serine/threonine kinase regulator activity. The transcript has 7 exons. NCBI's taxonomy places the organism in Eukaryota, Metazoa, Arthropoda, Insecta, Siphonaptera, Pulicidae. The coding region runs from base 243 to 1526 and encodes 427 amino acids. The record is from RefSeq and is a predicted model, not a curated record. Gene Ontology annotation, biological process: mitotic cell cycle phase transition; regulation of cyclin-dependent protein serine/threonine kinase activity.